CGCAUAGCGACAGUACAGUGGAGUGUAUAAUCAUCGACAAGUCGCGACGCAGGGUGAAGAGGAUCCUGGGUCGCAAUUUCUGCAAAUUGCAUACGUUGAGCUUUGCUGUGCUAUAUAAAACAUCAGGCACUCUGGUAGUGGAGAUUAUGGCUGCUAGCGCCGACGAGACCAGUGGUAUUUGGAGUUCAAAAGUCAAGCAGUCGUUAGUAUGAGACCCUCCACUCUCUUUGUUUUGCUCUCAAUUCUGAACAGCCUCGUCGGCGCCAGCAAAGGCGCCAAAGGAUAUCAGACUGUGGGGAUCUACUAUGCUUAUAGUCUCGAAUGGCUUGCUAAGAACAAAGACCCAACUUAUGUUCAUACUUUAGCUGCCCCAUGCUAUAAAGGAAAGGACUGCAGUACAUUCGCAAAAUUCUUGCAAGCGGUUGUAACCGGUAUACAACUUGAAAGAGCUAAACAGGAUGGCAUUCUCAACUCUGGCGGACCUUUCGACAACAACAAUCCUGGCGACGAAGCGGCAAAAGCUUUUAACCAAAAUUCUGCUCUGACCGGACAGUUCGACAAUGAGAAGAUGUAUGGAGAUAAAUCUACAACUGUGCCCUUCUCCUCGAUGGCUGAGAAAGUCGCUGACGCCACGGAUCGAGCAAGAAUCUCGCUCGGCAGCGAAGGACAAGACAUAGUUGACAAAAUCGCCUAUUACUUCGAGGAGGUCGUCAAGGUUCGAAAGAUCGAAUUGUCCCCCGACAAGGUCACGGAUAUCAAAAAGAGCAAUCCCAAUAUCGAUUUCAGAACAAAGGUGGUAGACGACCUCAUCGAAAUAGACUGGGAAGCCACAUAUCAGGCCAAUCCCGAUCUUAAAGAGGGCCAGAGGACUGCAAGAGAUUUGGUUAAGAAAUACCAAAAAUUUGAGCCCGAGACUAAGCCCGCACAUCUGGCCGUUAUUGAUAUAGCUACCUCUCUCGUCAAUCGACUGCGGUCGCCACCUUGUGCGUAGCUGCAUGAGGAGCAGCGUAUCUCAUAUGAGACCUUUCAGUAUUGUUUACUAAGCCUGCUGCGUCCUCGAGGCAUGUGUUAGAUUGUUCUUCCUUCGAUCUGCUUUUUCUACUCCUGUAUUCUAUCUGCAAAGACAUCUUUCUGUUAAGC
This is a messenger RNA of Aureobasidium subglaciale EXF-2481, 1140 nucleotides long. RefSeq lists its product as uncharacterized. The record is from RefSeq and is a predicted model, not a curated record. The coding region runs from base 209 to 991 and encodes 260 amino acids. The transcript has 2 exons. Lineage: Eukaryota; Fungi; Ascomycota; Dothideomycetes; Dothideales; Saccotheciaceae.